Molecule: messenger RNA, 2830 nt
Organism: Capsaspora owczarzaki ATCC 30864
Lineage: Eukaryota; Filasterea; Ministeriida; Capsasporidae
Product: LIM domain-containing protein
Exons: 7
Coding region: 322-2400 (692 amino acids)
Biological process (GO): activation of GTPase activity; regulation of small GTPase mediated signal transduction
Cellular component (GO): cytoplasm
Molecular function (GO): GTPase activator activity
Source: RefSeq, a predicted model, not a curated record
AGCGAGCAACGUCUCCCAUCUCAAAGGCCCCAAACAGCAGCCAUCCACACAAACAGGAGAGGACUUUGCGUUUUUGAAUUGGAGCACAAAACAAACGGUGCUCUUCUUCUGCCAAAACAACACAAAAAGCCCCCUUCUUCCAAAUCUCGACUUCUCGACCAGCUUCAGCUUCAGCUUCAGCAUCGGCUCAUUGUGCUUGUGUUUUGCUUGACAAUCACCACCACUUCCCCCUUCAACGCCAAACACAGCUCAAAAAGCCCGCGGCUCAACACAAAUCUAAACCCGAAAUAAAGGCCAAAUAUUAAAACGAAAAAAAAAAAAAUGUCUGGACUCGAUGCCUCAGCCUCGGCGGCCUCCCUCGGGUCUGUGCAGGGCCCCGCGACCACCAACGUGCUUGUGACGCCAAUCGCAGGCUUCCACACUGAGCGCGAGCGGCUCCUCUCCGUCAAUCUCGGUGGCAAGACACUCGACUCGAUCAAGACCAAGACAUACACCAUCGAACACACCCGAGAGCGUUGGUACGAGCGGUUCUUCUGGGACAAGGAGCACCAGAACUUUGUCGGCAAGCACGAUGUUCUCGGCCCGAUCGCAUUGUCGUUGCUCAAGGAAAAGGUCGUUUCGUCUGCCGACGAGAAAAAGUACCAAUACCGCGCUAUUCUGUGGACCAAGAAGGGAAUGCUCCGAUGCUACUUCCCCAAGAAAUCAAACAAGACGGCAGACGUGUUUGCAUCGAUUGCAGAUGCGUGCGAGUUGCAACGCUCGUCCUUGAACAAUUUGAUGCUGGUGCAAAAGGAGCAACAGCAAAAGCUCUCGACAGACCUGCUCAAGAUUGAGUCGAUGGAGACGUCUUCGCGACUCAUCUUUGGCGUUGUAUUCGGCCGGAACAAUCAGACAAGCCUCGAAGACAUGCUUUUGAACGAGCACGGCUCGGAGACGUUCACUCAGCUGCUCGAUGUGAUUGCGACCAAGGUGGACGUGAACACAUUCCAGAACAAGGAUUUGAUGAAGUUUGCCGGCUUGAGCGCCAAGUCAGAAACCACCUCGGACGGUGUCGAAUCGGCCUACUAUACCGAGUUUGACGGCUUUGAAAUCAUGUUCCACGUCUCCACCCUUCUGCCAUACGUUGCCUCCGACAUGCAGCAAGUCGCCCGCAAGCGCAAGAUUGGCAAUGACAUUGGUGUGUUGGUCGUUCACGAGGGCACUGGCGGUUUCUCGCCGUCCAUGACCAGCAGCAAGGUCAACCAUGUUUUCGGCAUGCUCCAAGUCGACAAGCGACAAAACACGCAUGUGCAGUUCCGCUUUGUCACCGCCGCCAAGGACGAGGUCCCAGCCUUUGGCCCCGUGCUCCAAGAGGAGUUGACUGUUUUCGACGAUCCUGCCGUUUUCCGAUCUUUCAUUCUGACCAAGAUGAUCAACGGUGUCCAUGCCGCCUAUCACCAUGCUCCUGGCUUCCGACGCGAGACAACGCAAGAAAAGCUGCUCGAUGACUUGUUGAAUCGCUACAGCAGUCGAAACCGCUGGGUCUCGUGGUCGUCAAAGCACGCUCGCCGUCGCUCAGUACUCAUCUCGCCAGCAGAGCUGCAUGCAGGUCUUUGCGCGUCCUGCUUGAAGCCAAUCACCAUUUCGGAGACGGGCGUGAGCGCGCUGGGCAAGUCGUGGCACGUCAACCACUUUGUGUGCGCUCACUGCGACGUUGCGUUCGGCACUUCUCCGUUUAUUGUCAACCCGCAAGAUAACAAGCCUUAUUGCGAAAAGGACUAUGAAGACUUGUUCUGCCCUCGGUGCCAGGCGUGCGAGAAGCCCAUUUCCGACUACGUGUUGCAGGCGAUGGGCAAGACGUGGCACAUGCUCCACUUUGUCUGCGACGAGUGCCAGGAACCCAUCGGCGAGCGUCUCUUUGUCGAAAAGGACGGCAAGGCAUACUGCCUCGACGAUUUCUACAAAAAGUUUGGCUUUGCCUGCGCCAAGUGCAGCGAGCUCAUCACCGGCGAGUACAUUGAGGCCCUCGGUCGGCGGUGGCACACGCAGUGUUACACUUGCUUCUCGUGCAACAAGUCCAUCAACGGACCCAACGUUAACGCGAUGGGCUUCCCGUGGCAUCCCGACUGCUUCUGCUGCCAGGUCUGCAGGAAGACGUUCGACGACGGCUGCUUCUUUGAGCAUGAAAACAGGCCGUACUGCGAACUCCACUUUUACGACAUUACGGGCUCGUUGUGCGCCAAGUGCCAGGAGCCCAUUUUGGACGACCAAAUUGUCCGGGCCUUGGACAAGAGCUACCACGCCGACCACUUCUGCUGCAUGAAGUGCAACAAAGUGAUUGGCGACAACGAGCACUUUAUUGAGCACGAGGCCAUGCCUUACUGCCAAGGAUGUGCUGUCGAGUUUGAGUCUUCAACAUGAGUCUCUUAGCCCCAGCCUAAUAUUCGUGGUUGGAUCAAUGUUCGCUUUUUUCUGCUCUCUUUUUUUUUUUUUUUUUAAUUUUCUUUCGUUUUGAACAAAUCCUUUUUUUGGGGGGGCUUUGCUUGGUAUUGGAGGGUUUUUUGUUUUGCCACCUGCACGACGCCUGGGGCGUCUGUUGCUUUGGCUUUCAUUCCCGCCGUCCUUUGAUGCAGAGCCCUUUUGUUUCCUUGGUCUUGUUUUCACGCUCUUGUUCUCGCAUAAGUGUAUGAGAGCGUGUCGGUUCUCUCUUGCCUUUGUUGUUUGUUGUGCGUGUACUGUCUUUUAUGUGUGUUGCUUUGUUUGACCAGUGUUUGUAGUUGUUGUUGUUCAGUGUUGCACUUUUUUGUUUGUUUGUUUGUUUACAAAUUCAUCUCAUUCAUCAACUCCCAAC